Messenger RNA from Kockovaella imperatae, 2545 nucleotides. Its product is annotated as Vps53-like protein. Gene Ontology annotation, biological process: retrograde transport, endosome to Golgi. The transcript has 16 exons. Bases 55 to 2484 code for a protein of 809 amino acids. NCBI's taxonomy places the organism in Eukaryota, Fungi, Basidiomycota, Tremellomycetes, Tremellales, Cuniculitremaceae. The record is from RefSeq and is a predicted model, not a curated record. Gene Ontology annotation, cellular component: GARP complex.
CGGUACUCAUACUUUGACUUUGUGUCUAUCUCUUCUUCCCGUUGCCUGCUUCCAAUGGUAACGGCAGGUACCAUGUCCUCCCCGAUCCGUGAGGAUCAGCCCACUGCGGGUCCCUCAAAAUCGAGCGCCAGCCUCACGGAGAGAGUCAUGGCUCGACUAUCACAAGACUUUGCCAGUGAGGGAUCUUUGUCCCGACAUCAGCAGAUACAAGCUCGUCUACAGCUGGAAAUCCUGGACCGUAAAGACCGGAUAGCCCAAUUGAAAUCCGAACUGAGGCGUGAUCAAGAUCCGGGUAAAAUGAGCAGAAUACAGAGUCAAAUAGGGCAACUUAUGUCUCAAAUCAAUGUUAUCCGAGAGAAGGCCGCUGAAGCAGAGGCUAUUGUCAAAGCUAUCACCACCGACAUCCAGAGGUUGGACACAGCUAAACGAAAUCUCACGGGGGCAAUUCAGACCUUGGAGAGAUGGGAGAUGUUGAGGAAUGCACACCAGCAGCUGCAAGACCUUUUGCCGACAAAGAAUUAUAGAGAGAUGUCCACCGCCCUUUCGGCAGUGAUGCACUUGAUGACACCACUCAAGCCAUUGAGCACCAUCGCAGUAGUAGCGGAGCUGUUCAAAUCUGCAGAGGAAGCCAGGAAAUCAAUACAAGAAAAGGUGGCCGCUGAGAUGGACCUCUUCUUUCGCAAUAGUCCCAAUCAACCUGCUGACCCCGAGACCAUCCGAAAUGUCUGCCUUGUCAUUGACGUUCUCGGAGGGGACUUCAGAAACCACAUCGUCGAAAGAUAUCUGCAAAUUGAGCUCGCGGAAUAUCGUCGCAUCUUUCGAUCGACCGAGGAGGCUGGUCAGCUGGACAAUGUUCCACGUCGAUAUGCUUGGUUUCGACGUGUCCUCAAAUAUCACGAUGAGGAGACUGCGACACUCUUCCCAUCCUCGUGGGAAGUUACAAGGCUACUGGUUGCAAAUUUCUCCGAGUAUACACGAGCAGACAUGUCGAAUGUUUUGGGGAAAGGCAAACCAAAUGUCGCUGUCCUACUGGAUGCCCUUCAGAGCACAUUGGAUUUUGAAUCCGCCUUUGCCGCGCGAUUCGAGAUGCCCUUCGAAGAUGUGACUGUGGGUGGCCCAACUACUCAGACUCCAGGCAAAUGGAUCAUCUCAAGCGUCUUCACGCCGUACUUUUCAGUGUAUGUCGACGCACAAGAUCGGGCCAUCUCGGAUAUGCUCUCGCAAUAUCGUGGCGCUCGAUCCCGCUCGUCGUUGGAAGGAGCAGUCGCAGACGAGACCGAGGCGACGGGUCCAACAGUCUUACCCAGCUCGACGGAGUUGUUCUACUUCUACGCUCAGACGUUGGAGCAGUGCGGCAAGUACACCACUGGGGAGCCCAUGACAGCGCUCGCGAAGGUCUUUGGCAAAUGGCUCAAGGUGUACUCUGAUGAAGUGCUUAUUGCCGGCAUGAAGCGCGAUCUCAGUCGCAAAUCUGUUGAGGGCAGGCUGAAUCUGCAAGAAAUUCGAAAUGCUUGUGUCAUCCUCAAUACUGCCGAGUACUGCCAAAAUACUUCUUUACAGCUUGAAGAGCGGGUCAAAGAUAAGAUCGAUGACCAGUACAAGGAGGAGAUCUCUUUCGCUGCGGAACGAGACACCUUUACGAGCACGAUCUCCCAGUGCAUCACCACUAUUCUCAGGGAACUAGAAGCCGCUUGCGAACCUGCUUUCUCAGCAAUACUGAAGACUCCGUGGAUUCACUUGGAGAACGUAUCUGGACGAUCGGCCUACGUCGUAGAUCUCGUGGGGUGUAUUAAGCAGGUUGCCGAGGUUGUACGGGCUAGGAUCGAGUCAAAGAGAUACCUGAGGACCUUCGCGGAUCGUGCUGUUGGGGUCGUCAUGGCUCGAUUCACACAGGCUGUAGUUAAGAGCAGACCUUUGAAGAAGAUCGGCGCGGAACAGAUUCUUCUCGAUGUCCAAGCGGUCAAGUCUUGCUUGUUGAGUCUUCCGGAUCCACAGCCAGAAGCGGCCGCGAACGCAUACACGAAAUAUGUCACGAAAAACACUGGACAACUGGAAACCAUGCUCAAGGUCGUGCUCGCUCCCGAUGAUCCUCCGGAGGGCUUUGUCCAGAACUAUUGUUUGCUCAUUGGAGAUAGGUCAUUCAGCAACUUCCAGAAGAUUCUCGACCUUAAAGGCACGCCUCGGACAGAUCAACAGAGGCUACUCGACAUCUUUCUGUCGGUCACUUCGAACAAGGACGAUUUGUCCGAUACAUCCUUUCUCACUGCUCUCGAUAUGGAUCCAUCAGCGGACAAGGGUGUCCUGUCGCCUACGGUUGGGCACCCGUUCUCGCCCACGGGCCCAAGCUCAGGUUUACCUGAUCUUCUGAGUCGGGGAGGGAGUGUCGAGGGAUCAUCAAGAGAUGGGCACCGGCCAGAAUCUACCAAGCCUUUUGGUGACUUUAGGCGGUUGGUCAGCUUUGCGACUAGACCUAGGCCUGAUUAGGCUCGGCUCGCACUUGGCGAGCAUAAUACAGGGCAUGAUCAAAAUGAUGCAUCUGAUGGGA